GGAAUAUAAGGGUAAGAGAGGAAUUGCCCUGGAUCUGUGGCGCCUGGGAUCAAAUCCCUUAUGCCCCUGACUCUGACCAAGAGAACCUGAAAGGUUCAAGCAUCAGCAGCAGUACCAAACAUAGGAGUGAUCAGGACCCUGGAGAGGGAAAAGGCUAAUUCUCAAUCUGGAGAUUUUUCCUGGUGAUUAUUUGUGAUCUUUGGAUCUACGGAAGAAUUUUCUGGUGUCGGAGAGGAGCAGGGAUCCAUGGAGCGCGGACCACCCAACAUGACGGUGUCCCCCACGCCUGAAUGUCCAGGAUAUUAUUCCAACAAUUCAACAGACUACAAUGAAAAUAAGAGUUUAUUUAAAAGAUUUCUCUGUUAUGACCGGAUGAACAUCCCCUCUCUGCUCAUUGCGCUGCUUGGGCUGCUGGGGAACGGUGCCGUCCUGUGGCUCCUGGGCUUCCGCAUCCCGAGGAAUCACUUUUCCGUCUACAUCCUCAACCUGGCGGCGGCCGACGCCCUCUUCCUUUGUGGUUCCUUUCUUAAAUCCAUACAUCCGUGUUUUGGAAAGUUUAGGGAUUUAACAUGGGUAAUACUGUUCUUCCUCAAAUAUCUGUUCUACACUGUGGGCCUGAGCCUCCGGGCCGCGAUCAGCACCGAGCGCUGUCUAUGCGCGCUCUUCCCCCUCUGGUACCGAUGUCGCCGCCCCGAGGACACGUCGGCCGCGGUCUGCGCUGUCCUCUGGGCUCUGAUCGGGACGCUCUGGUUACUUUCUUUUGUUCUUUUGUUUACUUUUUAUGAAGUGAUUUAUAUCUUCCUGAUCGCAGGUGCGCGGCUCCUCCUUCUCACCCCGGUGCUGUGCGUGUCCAGCCUGACUCUGCUGCUGAGGGUCCAGUGCAGCUCCCGGCGCCGGCGGCCCCCCAGGCUCUACCUCCUGGUCAUGCUCACGGUCCUCAUGUUCCUGCUCUGCGGCCUGCCCUGGGGGGUGUUGGAUUUCAUGAAUGUUUACUUCAAAUUAAACGUGUCUUGUUGGCCCUAUGACGCCUUGGCCUGUGUGAACAGCAGUGUGAACCCCCUCAUUUACUUCUUCGUGGGCAGACUAGGGAAUAAGCGGAGGGAGCCUCUCAGGGAGGUGCUCCAGAGGGCCCUUGGGGAUGAGCAGGAGUUAGGAGGAGGGACAACAAACACCCCCCACACCAGCAACCAGGAGAUCACAGUCUAAACUUAAGAUGUUCAGAUACAGCAGCCCUUGAAGUGAGCCCCCUGCUCCAGACCCAGUAGCAGCUCCCCCCUCCCUGGGAGGAAAAUCAGGAUUCCCCUGCCAUUAUUUAUGUGGCUGCCUAAGAUGUGAACUCUAGGUGAUGAACAUUUAUUAGGUGCCUAUUGUAUGCCAGGCAUACAAUAUAUCCAAAUAUAUCCAAAAAGGACAGAACUCUAAGGCCUGGAAUGGGAAGAAUUGAGGUCACAUCUAGUCUAAGAACGUAAGCUGUAUAACCCUGCACAAGUCCCUCAACUCUGCCUCAGUUUCCUCAUCUGUAAAAUGAACUAUCAAAAGAAAUGCCAAAGCUCUCAAGUAUCUUUGUCCAGAAAACCCCAGAUAGGGUUAUAUGACUGAACAACAAGACUAUACCAGGAACUGAACUAAGUUCCUUCAAAAUAUUGCAUUUAGAGGCUGAAAGGUGGCCCACUGGAUAGAGCAGCAGCCCUGAAGUCAGGAGGACCCGAGUUCAAAUCUGGUGUCAGAUACUUAACACUUCCUAGCUGUGUGACUCUGGGCAAAUCUCUUAAGCCCAAUUGUCUCAGCAAAGAAAAAAAAAAUCCGGUUUAAUCCUCACAAUAUAGCUGGAAGGGAUGUGUUCUCCACACAUCCAUUUUACACUUAAGGAAACAGACACAGGCAGAGGUUUAAUCACUUGCUCAGUCAAAACUAGUAAUUAUCUGAGACUGGAUUUGAAUUCAGAUCUAAUUCCAGACUUUGGAGCUCUGUAACUUGCUGGAGGUUCCUGUAUCUAGGGACUUCAGGGUAAAGGUUCAUGUGUCAAUAGUCCAGAGGAAGACUUCUAAAACAAAUGGUCACUGUCCCUAUCCUGAAGAAUAGAGGAAAAAGAAACACAAACACAUACAUACAGAGAAAGAGAGAACAACUAUUUCCUGUGAAAUAUCCUGGAAGAAAUCAUUGAGCCUCCAUUUGAUUAGAUUUUUUUUUUUUUAAUCCCAAAUAGCCAGAUCUUUUCCUUUGUAAUUCAGCUAAGAGGAACACAGAAGACAAAAAUACAGACACACACACAAACACAAACUGCUUUUUUAAAUCAAUCAAGCUUCUGUUCUCAGCCCCACCUUGGGAUGGAGCAAGGAGGGGAGUCCUGGAGCAGAAGCUUUAGGAGCCGGCUGGCCAGGUAUUGAUGGUUCCUUUCCAUUUACAUUCAGUGCUCAGUUCCUCCAAGUGCACCUUAUAAUAGACUGCUUUCAAAUAUAGUUUUAUUGGACUCAUUCCAUCAACUUCUUGGAGUUGUCUGGGUUUCAAAGUCUUUGUCCCAACUAGGAGCUCCAUACAUCCUAGAGAAGUGACCAUUGGCCAAUUACUUUUCCCUUGUGAAAAUUUAGACUUUCCAGACAGAGCUUUGGGGAAUCAUGGAGGUGAAGCUGUUGGGAGAAACUUUGCCCUCUAAUAACAACUGGAAAUUCUGAGUAACUAGGGUUAAUGCUUUUACAUGGAAAGGAUCCUUAGCUGACUGGCAAUCCUGAAUGUCUGGAUGAAGGUAGAGGAGAAUCCUUCCCAUUUCCAAAGAAAAGCCCCUUAGCAGAGGAUUUUGUAGGGGUGAAGAUUUUAUGGCCUCAUUGGUCUUACAACCAACAGCCCAGCUGGUGGGCCCUGGAACAUUCGGUAGGUCUUGGUCCAAAGCAAGUCUGGUAUCAAAGGUGGCAGCAGAAGAGACUGCAGAUAAAAGGGUGACUGAUUCUUUGCCAUUUCACCACAGAGGACAGGUAAUUAGCAAGUGCUGGGAUCAUCCUUUGUGCUCCUCCUGUUUGCUGUCACCAAUAUCCUGCAGGAGAAGUCUAGGAAACGCCAUCACAAUGUGGAAGAUUUGGGAUUCCGAAUCAUUUGAAGAAAGUGGUGGUAGUAAAGCUUGGGAUUUAUGGGCUUUGUCUUGUUCCAUAUUCGCUGACUAUAUUCUUUCAUGGUAUCAUCAUCUCGUGACUUACCUGAGAAACAUUUUGAAAAAUGAUAGUUGUGUGUCUAUCUGCUUGUGUAAGUUUUCCUUCAUUUUAAUUAGCAACUCAGGAGGUUUAAUUCACCUUUUUUCAUUUUAUUCUCAGCCUUCAUUUCUAGUCCCUUUUCUUCUCCAGCUUUUUAAAGCAUUAAUCUCUUCUUAACUUCCAGCAUUUUCUCUUCCAGGUCCCGAAUCAGCUGCUGGGUUUCAGGAUAGAACCAUUAACAGAUAAAAUGUUUUUCAUAAUUGCCAAGAUUAGUUCAAAAUCACCAUCCCCUUUUCCCAACUUUUUCUCAAGGGCGUGAGUCACCCGGAUCCUUUGUAAAGCCAGAGGUUUUGCUCCUAACUCUGUCUUCAUUCCUUCCAUUUUCCUUUUUAAACUUUCAAGCUUUGAAUCCCGCCAUCUGCCGCACAU
This is a messenger RNA of Sarcophilus harrisii (Tasmanian devil), 3611 nucleotides long. Its product is annotated as mas-related G-protein coupled receptor member A-like. The transcript is spliced from 2 exons. Gene Ontology annotation, molecular function: G protein-coupled receptor activity. Gene Ontology annotation, cellular component: membrane. Gene Ontology annotation, biological process: G protein-coupled receptor signaling pathway. The record is from RefSeq and is a predicted model, not a curated record. NCBI's taxonomy places the organism in Eukaryota, Metazoa, Chordata, Mammalia, Dasyuromorphia, Dasyuridae. The coding region runs from base 247 to 1206 and encodes 319 amino acids.